This is a messenger RNA of Megalops cyprinoides (Indo-Pacific tarpon), 2096 nucleotides long. RefSeq names its product kelch-like family member 35 (gene klhl35). The record is from RefSeq and is a predicted model, not a curated record. The coding region runs from base 1 to 1728 and encodes 575 amino acids. The transcript has 6 exons. Gene Ontology annotation, molecular function: protein binding. NCBI's taxonomy places the organism in Eukaryota, Metazoa, Chordata, Actinopteri, Elopiformes, Megalopidae.
AUGGGUUUUGGGAGUGCCAGUGAUAACCAGCCCGGUCAGAGGAAGGAGAUGGAGUUCUGCUCGGGCUCCUGCUACGCCAUGCACAUCCUGCAGGUUCUCAACUCGUACCGGCGGAGCGGCAUCUUCACGGACGUGGUGCUGCAGGUGGACGGGAGCGAGUUCCCCUGCCACCGUGCUGCGCUCAGCGCCAGCAGCCCCUACUUCCGCACCAUGUUCCACAGCCCCAUGCGCGAGAGCCAGCAGCGCCUGGUGAGGAUCCAGGGCGUCUCGGCCGCCGCCAUGGAGAACGUGCUCAACUUCAUGUACGAGGGCAGGGUGGACGUGGACGAGGGGAACGUGGAGAGCGUCUUCACCGCCGCCGACCUGCUGGGCGUGACCGUGCUGAGCAAGGCCUGUGUCCGGUUCCUGGAGAGCCGGGUGGACCACUCCAACUGCCUGGGCAUCAUGGACUUCGCCAGCUCCUACUUCAUCCACCCGCUGGCCGAGCAGUGCCAGAGGCUGCUCUACCAGGACUUUGUGGAGGUCUACAAGCACGAGGAGUUCCUCAGCCUGUCCAAGGAGCGCAUCAUGGAGCUGCUGUCCUGUGAGCAGCUCCGGGUCAACCGCGAGGAGGUGCUGGUGGAGGCCGUGCUCAAGUGGGUGCACCACGACCCCAGCGGCAGGAGGGCCGCGCUGAAGGCCCUGCUGGGGCUGCUGCGCUUGCCCCUAGUGGACCCCGUCUUUUUUGUCAACACCGUUGAGGCCGACAAUCUUGUCCAGGAUUGCGCUGAGUGCCGGCCCCUGCUGCAGGAGGUCAGGAAGUACCAUGCCUUCGGGAAAGAAGUCAACUCUGCACGGACGCAGCCCAGAAGGUCAUCGGGGAGAAUGGAGGUGAUCGUGGUGAUUGGCGGCUGUGACAUGAAAGGAUACUCCAGGUUGUCCUUCACCGAGAAGUUCAUCCCUCAGACCAAAGAGUGGGUUGCAGCUGCUUCUAUCCCGGGAUACUCCAAGUCUGAGUUUGCAGCCUGCCAGUUUCAGAAUGACAUCUAUGUGUCAGGAGGUCAGCUUAACAGCUCAGAUGUUUGGAGAUACAUGUCACAGCUGGACCACUGGGUCCGUGUUGCCUGUUUGAACAAGGGCAGGUGGCGACACAAGAUGGCUGCCCUCCAAGGGAAGCUGUAUGUAGUGGGUGGUUACAAUGGCCAGGAGAGGCUGUCCAGCGUGGAGUGCUACAGCUCCUAUGAUAAUGAGUGGGAGGCCGUGGCUCCUCUGCUCCUGCCUGUGAGCUCUGCUGCAUUGGUGGGCUGUGCUGGGAAGCUGUAUGCAAUUGGAGGGGCAAUAAGUGAGGACACCAAUACAAACAAGGUGCAGUGCUAUGAUCCCACAGAGGACCAGUGGAGCUAUGUGGCUUCCAGCCCUUUUGCUCAAAGGUGCAUUAAUGCCACAUCACUCAACAACACCAUAUAUGUGAUGGGCGGCCUGUUGGACAAGAUCUACAGUUACUGUCCAAAAACAGACACCUGGAGUAAAGUUGCAGACUUGCCUGUGAAAGUGGAGAGCUGCGGCUUCACUGUGUGCGGUGGCAAGAUCUACAUGCUGGGAGGGCGAGACGAGUGCGGCUGUGGCACUGACAGGGUGCUGGUCUUCAGCCCGGAGAGCGGGGAGCUGACGGAGGAGCCGCCCAUGUCACGCAGCGUCAGCUACCACGGCUGCGUCACCAUCACUCAGCGGCUCCCGCACAAGCCCUGACCCCAAACCAGGCCUGUGAGCGCGCCUGUCUUUCCACUAGCUGUUCCAGGCCCUUCCUGCAGGCUCACUGCUGGGAGAGCUGUUCAGUUGUCCCCUACACUAAAACUUAAAGACGCAAGUGGAUCCUUGCCCCCCAUCGCUUCUGAAAAAUCACCCCUGCACACGUGUGUCCUGCAAACUUUAAAUAGCAACCCAUUCAUUGAGGUAAGAGGCAAACAGGUGUGUCCUGCAUAUGUUAAAUGCCUACCUAUUCAUUUAGGCACACAGGCCUAAAUUUAUUACAUUACUCAAGUUAUACAUACAUUCAUCAAGUUAUUUUAUGACACAUGUCAUAUGACACGUGUUCCCAGCAUGUUCUACAUGUCAUU